UCGCGCACUUCCGGGUGUUGUCUGGCCGCUGCCGUGCGUCUCGGGUCUCCCGGCCGCCGCCGCCGCCGCCGCCGCCGCCUCGGGUCGUGGAGCCAGGAGCGACGUCACAGCCAUGGCCGGCAUCAAAGCUUUAAUUAGUUUGUCCUUUGGAGGAGCAAUUGGGCUGAUGUUUUUGAUGCUUGGAUGCGCCCUUCCAAUAUACAACCAAUACUGGCCCCUCUUUGUUCUGUUUUUUUACAUCCUUUCACCUAUUCCAUACUGCAUAGCAAGAAGAUUAGUGGAUGACACAGAUGCUAUGAGUAAUGCUUGUAAGGAACUUGCCAUAUUUCUUACAACAGGCAUCGUUGUCUCAGCUUUUGGACUCCCUAUUGUCUUUGCCAGAGCACAUCUGAUUGAGUGGGGAGCUUGUGCACUUGUUCUCACAGGAAACACAGUCAUCUUUGCAACUAUACUAGGCUUUUUCUUGGUCUUUGGAAGCAAUGACGACUUCAGCUGGCAGCAGUGGUGAAAAGGAAUUACUGAACUGUUGUUAAAUGAACUUCCUGUCAUUUGUUGGCCAUUCACGCACACAGGAGUUGGGGCAGUAAUGGCGAAUGGUAUAGCAGCCUCUUGGGGGUAUUCUAGGUGCUCCCUUCUCACUUUUAUUGUAAGCAUACUAUUUUCAUAGAGACUUGCUGAGGGAUUAAAAGGAUUUUCUCUUUUGGAAAAGCUUGACUAAUUUCACACUUACCUAUAGUAUGCUUUUUGUGGUGUCCUGCUGAAGUUGAAUAUUUAUGUGUUUUUCCUGUUCCAUCUUUUUUUUCUUGGAGUUGACAAGCAAUGUUAAACAUGUUUUAAAUGUAAUAACCAUUUGCAUUGGUUAGGCAUUCAGAAUCCUGCUGGCUGUAUUACUGGGCUAAUCUCUUUAAUUAUUUAGCCUCCAUUAUUACAAAAAGUUAUAAAAAUAAGUUUUCAAUCAGUCAGGAUGACAUCACUCCCAAUGUUAUGCAAAUAUGCAGACCAUUGGCAUACCUUAUAGACUAUAUACUCAGUGCAAAUAAAGCUGCAUCUAUACCUCAGAGGGGCCAAGGAUUAAUGCCCGUACCCUCCAUAAGGGUCGCAGGUUUUACUAGUAAACAGGUAUUUUGUGAAUUGAAAAUUAUUUUAUGAGAUUGCUUCAAAGGAGUGCUUUUUUCCUCAACUGUUAGAAGAAUUUAUGUUAAACUUUAAGGUAAGGGUGUAAAAAAAUUUUUUGAGAUAGGGUUUUUAUUUAUGUUCAUUAUAGCUAAAGUAGAGUAAGUUGCAAUGUGGGAAGAACCAACGUUGAAAUUCCAGUUUUUGAAUCCUGUUUCUAUUUAUAAAUGAAACUUUUGAUCUUCUGUUCGCCUCUCAUGUUUAUCCUGAGUAAAAUGGACAUACAUGAAAUUCCUGCUGAUGAGGGACAGUUGUAUGUUUGCAUCAUAGAUACCAGGAAACCUUCCUCUGCUUCUUCCUUUUAACUUAUUUUGUAUGUUGUAUAUAUUACAUAAAAUAACUUUUCAAACAUAGUUUAAUAACACUUAGAACUCUUCACUCACCUGGAAAAUAAUUGCUAUGCCAUACAUUGACUGCCCCCUCCCACAAGGUCUUGUCGCGAUUAACAGGAGACUUAGUCCUGCAAAUAUUUCAUGCAUUAACAGUUUGAGGUCUAGACCAUAAUAAUGGUAGUUCUUAUUCUCUGAGGUUAUAUCAUAUGUAAUUUUAAAAUACUUAAGACAUAUUUCCUGUAUACCUCUCAACUGUUUUGAUUUGAUUGAUCUGCUUUAGCCUUAUAAAAGGCAUUGUAUGAAUUAAUGCAAAGUAGCCAAAUCCAGCUGUAUAGCAGCUUCAGACACCUACCUGACCAAAAAAUUCCCAGUAACUAGGCAUAAUCAAAUUGUAGUGGCCAUUUACAUCUAACAGUUAUCGGGACUUUUUUCAGAAGCUGGUUAUGAAAAUGUUCAAGUUGGUCUGACAGUAUUUUGUUAAGGAUAUUUGUUUGUCUGUUUAUUCAGUAUACUGACAUAAAAAUUGUUUUGCCUUCAGCCAAAGCUGAGUAAUCAUGACAGCUAUCUUUUGUUGUUUUAUAAAGUUUAUUUCUCAAGAAAAUGGGAACACAUUUUGGGUUUGUUCAGCGUUUUACUGAAGAUGCCUAAAGCCACAGGUUUUAUUGCCUCCCCCAAGCUGUUACUUUGAACUUCGAGAUGAUGGGAUGCAGGAAGCAGUAUCAUCAUGGGGCUGUACCCUUUACACAUGAGGCUGAAAAUGGCUUGCAGCAAUAUAAUGUUCCAGACUUAAAGAGGAAGGUACAGGUAUACAUGAAUUGGAAGCUGGUGAUAACAUUUGGGAACUCUGUGCCUGUGAUCUACUGGAUUUUUUUUGCAGGAAGUGCAUUCUCUGGUCCUUCCCCAUUUUCUGUUCUUCUAGAUGUCAGUGCAGUGCACUGCUACUGUUUUAUCCACUUGGCCAUAGACUCUUUUUCUAACAGCUACAUAUUCUUUCUGUAUACUAAUUGCAUUGGCAGCAUUGUGUCUUUGACUUGUACACUAGCUUGAUAUAGUGCUGUCUCUAAUUUCUAGGCUAGUUACUUGAGGUAUGAGUUUUCCAUAGAAUAUGCUCUCAUAUAGCAUUGCCAUUCUUCUAUGGAAAGAAAACUUUUGAUGAUGAAACAAUAAAGAUUUUAAAUAUCUA
This is a messenger RNA of Carlito syrichta (Philippine tarsier), 2688 nucleotides long. RefSeq names its product leptin receptor overlapping transcript like 1 (gene LEPROTL1). NCBI's taxonomy places the organism in Eukaryota, Metazoa, Chordata, Mammalia, Primates, Tarsiidae. The transcript has 4 exons. Bases 113 to 508 code for a protein of 131 amino acids. Gene Ontology annotation, biological process: negative regulation of growth hormone receptor signaling pathway; late endosome to vacuole transport via multivesicular body sorting pathway. The record is from RefSeq and is a predicted model, not a curated record. Gene Ontology annotation, cellular component: endosome.